GAACAAAUAUUUAUUUUAAAUUUGUGAUAAUCAAUUAUUCCAUCUGAUAAUGUCAUGCAACUCCAGUGCUGCACAUUUUUCAUUUUUAAAUGGUGUGUUGUUGUCUUUACUUAUAAUAAAUGCAAAGAAGACAAAAAAAAAAAGAUUUUUGGUCUCACAGUGAAUAGGUAUCCAUCACCAGUAACUGUGGAUAAUAUACAGAUUGAACAAGUGUUCUCGUAUAAAUGUGUAGGUGUCUGUGGAUGCUGUUUUAACAUGUAUUGCACAUAUUCCGUUUGCUAUGAGGUACAGCAGUGUGUUUAUUUCUUGAGUAAACUAAGGUCAUUUGGAAGAUCUUGCUGUCGUUUUAAAAAUCUUUAAUACAGAGUGCUGUUCGGUAUGGAAUCUGUGCAUGGUCUUUGUUCAAAAAAGUGUGGGCCAAACACUUGAGCUGUUUUUUAAAGAUGCAUAUGCUAAAAAGAUGAUGUCUUUACUAGGCAAACUUAUGUCUGAUCCCUCUCAUGAUUUAUUUGGCGAAUAUCAGCUUCUGCCUUCAAACAGAAGACUUACAGUAUAGCAUGCUCCAUUGAAGAGACUACGGAAAUCUUUUGUUCAUCAGUCCGUCAAGGUGGGGAGGAAAGAUAUGGUUUCCAGAAAUGUAUACCCACAGGAGAUGAAUGGUGAAUCACCUAUAGAUUCAGAGCAGGAUUUGGACAGCUCUUCAGGAUCUGACUGGAUGAGUGAAAUGGAAAAAAGUAAAGAAAAACAAGAAGGAAAUAAAAAGGUUAGGGAACAAGAUGAUAAGGAGAAAGAAACAUAUUCCAACAAGAAGAAAAAAGCCGGUAAAAGCAGUCCAGACCUGGAAGAAAUCUUUCAGGAGGCCAGAAAUAAGACAAAACUAACUGUCCGUUGUGGAAAAAUGACCGGUCUUCUGUACAGAAAAAAGUAUGAGAAUGGAGAGAAGUGUAUUUCAUGUAAAGGGCACUGGUUUACGCCAAGACAGUUUGAGAAGUUUGGAGGAAAGGGGAAUAACAAGAAGUGGAAGUGUAGCAUCUAUUACAAGUCAUCAAACAGUCUUCAACAAAUGCAAUUAGAGAGACUCAUACUGAAUAGGUGUCUGUCACAAUUUGGAUAUCUGAGGAUGUCAUCUAGACAGGUGACGCAGACAGAAAGAUGUGGUGCAGACUCAUCACCUCAACAAAAUGUGACAAGGAAGACACCUAACCAUAAAAAACAUUUUACUGGCAGUAAGGAAAACAAUCACAAAAAUAAUAAUGAAAUACCUGUGUGUGGAAAUGAAGAGGACACAGUGUCUAAGGGAACAGUUCAGCUGGGCAGUUCAUCAGAUGAGGACAUAUCUGUUGCUGAAAGAGUCAAACUGAAUAGGAGGGAACCUCUGAAUUUAACUGAACCUGUCAGUAAAAACAUCACAGACCUGCUAGGAUCUACUGGAAAUGACAGAGAUUCACCUGCUCAUCCCACUGCUGCUACAGAUCCUGCAGUAUCUCCUGUCGUAGAGGAGGCCAAUCAGACCACAGAUGAAGCAGUGGGUGAAGAAGACCAGCUGAAUUUAAGUGAUUCUCCUGCUGAAUGGCAGAACCCUGUUGCUUCUGAAGAGACUGAGAAUACAGGCCUGAUGCAGUUAUUUCAAUUUCUGGCAAAUCAGUUUAAUACCAUUAACAACACCCUACAAUCAAUUGAUUUGUCUUUAAAGAAGCUGGUGGAAAAGCAGUCACAAGACACACUGCCUCAAUAUAUCAGUCUAGCACCUGCUGUUAUUGAAAAUCUCCAGAUUCACUCCUCAGUCAAGGAGGAACAAAUCACUUAAUUCGUAAUGACAUGACUAAAAACAUGAGAGAUAAAACUAAGGUCUGAGACUGAAUAAAAAUAGGGUCAAUACUGAUAAGAGGAAGAAGUAGAAUGUGGUCUAAGAUGUUAUGUUUUAAAAAAAAUGCAUGUAAGGUAUAUCUACAUUAACAAUACAUAUAAUAGGUUCUAUUUAAUGUGUAAAAGCCCAGAAAAUAAAUGGCAUAUCACUUAAUAAUUUACAGUUACACAAACAAAAUACAACAUAAAAAUAGAGCAGUUUAAAUUGUUUCAGUUUAAAUUUCAGUUUCAUUUCUGUGGCAGUGUGUAUCUUUAGUGUCUGUUGUUCUGUCACCCUUCCUUACAACUUUUCUAGUUUUCUGUUUACCACCUCAUUUAAGUAAUUCAAAUUCAAUAAAGUGACAAACAGCAUUCCCAAAUUAAAUUCGGAAGGAUGUGGAAGUAUGUGUUUCUCUUCAUUUUUACUUUUUGUACGUGAUCAAGUUGAAUAGUCUCUCAACGCUUUAGGGAAGCGCACCUGCUGCAAGGUGUGGUUAGGUGGAUCAAAGGAAAGGAGAUUACGUCAUGUUUACUGUAUGUAUCUGUGCGUAAGAGAGAGAAAGGAAGCAAGGAAAACACAGAAAAUCGUGAACACAGCCAGAAGCAAGAACUGUUACACCAACAAACGCUAUGGAUUUGGGAUUUUUUACAGAUGAAAUGUUGUUUAAUUUUUUCUGCCAAAACAAGACAAAGAUCUCUACAAUAGAAAAGCCACUAACGUUUCUUCGCCUUCUCAAGGACAAUAGCCUCAUUACAAAAGAACAUUUUCAAAAGCUGGAAAACAGUGCUGAUGAUGAUAGUUUAUAUCGUAUGUUGGAAUUUAUUGAAACUGGUGGAAAGAAAAAGGUUAGAAAGUUCUGGCAAUGCAUAGUCCAGGAUCAUAUUUUACAGCGUUACCCCCAACUCUCGGAAAUCACUAAAACUUUGAAGAAUGUUCUUCCAAAGCCUGGGGAGUCAAACAAAAUAAGAGAGAGUUCUGAGGAUUGCAACACAGAGGGGAAAAGAGAGAUUAAAAGGAUGAGGACAGAGAGCACUUCUUUAAAUAACCAGGCUGGUCCAUCAUCACAAAACACUAACAGCCAAAUGAAGACAUCUGAACAUGUGGUGAGAGAUUCUCCAGCUCCUCAGAGCCAUUCUUUGGGAAAGAACAAUGAGACCAAAGUGAAAUCAACUGAACAAGAUGUUGUAAAAAAAAAAGAAAGGUUAAAAAAGCAGAGAACAACUCUGUGAAUAACCACACUGACCCAUCAUCAAAAAUCACUAACAGCCAGAAGAAGACAUCUGAACAUGUGGAGAAAGAGGACAAGCAGGAGAUUUGGAAGUGGCCUAUUUAUAAAAAUCACAUACCUGUAACUUGUGGGAAUAAAGAAGGCAUUCUAUUUCGGGACAAACUGUCCAGAGGGGAAGAGUGCAUUUUGUUCCACAGACACUGGUUCACCCCAACUGAUUUUGAAAAGUUUGCGGGGAAGGAAAAGUCAAAAAACUGGAAAUUCAGCAUUUACUGCGGAAACACACCACUUAAGAAACUCAUAAAGGAGGGGCACCUUCAG
Labeo rohita (rohu) is the source of this 3395-nucleotide messenger RNA. RefSeq lists its product as uncharacterized. The transcript has 17 exons. The record is from RefSeq and is a predicted model, not a curated record. Gene Ontology annotation, molecular function: RNA polymerase II cis-regulatory region sequence-specific DNA binding; DNA-binding transcription activator activity, RNA polymerase II-specific. The coding region runs from base 623 to 1807 and encodes 394 amino acids. Gene Ontology annotation, biological process: positive regulation of transcription by RNA polymerase II. Lineage: Eukaryota; Metazoa; Chordata; Actinopteri; Cypriniformes; Cyprinidae.